Cuculus canorus (common cuckoo) is the source of this 1659-nucleotide messenger RNA. RefSeq names its product histidine--tRNA ligase, cytoplasmic. NCBI's taxonomy places the organism in Eukaryota, Metazoa, Chordata, Aves, Cuculiformes, Cuculidae. The transcript has 12 exons. Bases 131 to 1579 code for a protein of 482 amino acids. Gene Ontology annotation, biological process: mitochondrial translation; histidyl-tRNA aminoacylation. The record is from RefSeq and is a predicted model, not a curated record. Gene Ontology annotation, cellular component: mitochondrion; cytoplasm. Gene Ontology annotation, molecular function: ATP binding; identical protein binding; histidine-tRNA ligase activity.
UCCUGAACGCCACAGAGUACAGCCCGUAAAGUCAAACAGUCCGCCCCGUGCACCACUGAGCGCGGGCGCUUUGGCCUAGAACGCCUCAGCAAGGGUCGCGCGGCGCUCGCCUUUUCCGGUCGCGCGGGCCAUGCUCCGUGCUGCUCUCGCCGCUGGGCGCCUGCUGCUCGCUCGGCCCCGCGGCCCGCUGAACCGGCAGACGGCGAGGGCCUCGGCGGGCGGGCGGGUGCUGAAGACGCCGAAGGGAACCCGCGACCAAAGCCCGGCCGGCACCGCGCUCCGGGACCGCCUGCUCGCCGCCGUGGUGGCUUGCUUCAAGCGGCACGGGGCGGCCGCCAUCGACACCCCCGUGCUGGAGCUGCGGGAGACGCUGCUGGGGAAGUAUGGAGAGGAGGGGAGGUUAAUCUAUGAGCUGAAGGACCAGGGUGGGGAGCUGCUGGCUCUGCGCUACGACCUCACUGUGCCCUUCGCUCGCUACCUGGCCAUGAACAAGAUCACCAACAUGAAGCGCUACCACGUUGCUAAGGUCUACAGGCGGGAUAAUCCAGCUACCAGCCGAGGCCGCUACCGGGAGUUCUACCAGUGCGAUUUUGACAUCGCUGGGGAGUUCGACUCAAUGAUUCCCGAUGCCGAGUGCCUGAAGAUUGUGCAUGAGGUCUUGAGUGACCUGCAGCUCGGGGACUUUCUCAUUAAGGUCAAUGACCGACGGAUUCUGAACGGCGUCUUUGCCAUCUGCGGCAUCCCAGAGAGCAAAUUCCUGCCUACCUGCUCCACUGUGGACAAGCUGGACAAGGUGCCAUGGGAAGAAGUGCGAACUGAGAUGAUAAGAGAGAGGGGGCUCACGCCCGAGGCUGCAGAUCGCAUUGGGGAGUAUGUUCGGCUUCACGGUGGGCUGGACCUGAUUGAGCGGCUUCUCCAGGACCCCAAGCUAUCCCAGAACAAGCUGGCCAAGGAGGGGCUGGGGGACCUAAAGCUGCUGUUUGAGUACUUGGCACUGUUUGGCAUCGCAGAGAAGAUCUCCUUCGACCUGAGCCUGGCGCGGGGUCUGGACUAUUACACGGGGGUGAUCUUUGAGGCUGUGCUGCUGCAGCCGGAGAACGACCACAUGGAGGAGCCCGUGGGCGUUGGGAGCGUGGCUGGAGGUGGCCGCUAUGAUGGGCUGGUGGGAAUGUUUGAUCCCAAGGGCCGGAAGGUGCCUUGCGUGGGGGUCAGCAUUGGCAUUGAGCGGAUCUUCUCCAUCCUGGAGCAGAGAGUCGAGGCAUCCAAGGAGAAGAUUCGACCGACUGAGACCCAAGUGCUGGUGGCUACACCUCAGAAGAACUUAGUGGCUGCGAGACUGAAGCUCAUCUCUGAGCUGUGGGAUGCAGGGAUCAAGGCGGAGAUGCUGUACAAGAGGGACCCCAAGCUGCUGAAGCAGCUCCAGUACUGUGAGGACACGGGGAUCCCCCUCGCGGCCAUUGUGGGAGAGCAGGAGCUCAAGGACGGAGUCGUCAAACUGCGGGAUGUGACCACAAGAGAGGAGGUUGAUAUCCCAAGGGAAAAGCUUGUUGAGGAGAUCCAAAGACGGCUGGAACUGUAGGACUGCUCUGUCCAGAGCUGCUUUGAACACUAUGGUACAGCUGGAAGAUUCCAGCGCCCUGGGAUGUCCACUCCUGGCUG